GUUUGUUGUCAUUGUGUGGUUGUCAUUGUCAUAUUUUUGGAGAAAUUUUAUAAUUUUGUUUUAUUGUUGAGUAGCUAUUUUAUAAUAAUUUAACAAAAAUGUGUAUUUGUUCUGCGUACUUAUUUUUUUUAUUUAUACCAUUAAUAACUGGUAACAAUACAUCAACCUCCAUUAACAUGAUAGUCUCCAAUAUCACUACAGCCACAUCGAAAUCUGGAAGCAAUUCUAAUGAAACCAAAUUGUUGAUGCUAAGUGAAGGUGGAGCAGUUUUACCAAAACUUCCAUUAUUAUCAUUGCCAAAGGAAAAUCAUACAAAUCUGAUCAUAUUAGAUAAAGAAAUCGGAAAGCCUAAAGAAAAAUCAAUCGUCCCCCGCAAGGGUGUCGUUUAUAACCCCUUGGAGGAUAGCUCUAUUAGUACCAACAAUUCUCGUAAAGACAGGAUAGACACUACUGUUACUAAUACAUCAAUCGGCAAUGAAACAGUAACUACAACAAAAAUGCAUAAAUCGAAAUCUAUGGAAUCUGCAAGUAAUGGAAAAUUACUAAAUACGACUUUUUCUAAUAUUACCAUAGAAUCCAAACCAGUCAGAAAACCAUUAAUUCUUUCAUAUGAAUCACAUGGUGAAAAAAAUGUUGAAAUUAUGAAAUCUAAAAUAGAAACGUCAUCAAAAAGUAUUGUCACCGAUCAACUUCCAUCACCCAAUGUUAAGGUACAAACAAGCACUAAUAGACAUCCAGGCAUGGUUAUGCCUGUUGUUAUAACUAUGUUGGUAGUACCUAUGUUUGCUGUUCUUGGUUAUUUGGCACUACGCAGAGGUCAAGAAGCAUGGAAGAAUAGACAUUAUAAGCGAAUGGACUUUUUGCUUGAUGGUAUGUACAAUGAUUAAUACUAGCCUAUAUGUCCCCAGGUACAAUACAUACAUUGUUAUUGCACCAAUUUAAUUGUAUGUGGUUGUGUACGGAAGUAGGAUGAGUAUAAUACUCACAUGUUACAUAUUGAUGUGAUAAAGUAGCAAAUUGUGAAAGGCUUGACUCAGAUCAAACAAACAGCUAUGUUAUAAAAUAUAUAGUUGUUUUUUAUUUUUACCUUAUUUAGUAUGAAGGAAAUAUCACUUAAAAAAUCUGCAUAUCGCACCCCCGGUGCGACACUGACACUUUUGCAAAAAAUACAAAAACUAGUUAAAUAUGUAAUAAUUGUCCUAAAGCCCCCUUUACUUGGUGCGAUAAUGUUACUUUUGUAGAUGAAUCAUACGGAACUAUGUUCCAUAUAAUUCAUCUUAUCUGUAUCUUCUAAAGUCAUUGUUUUGUGAGGUUACAGAGUUUAAAACUCUUCUCCUGAAAAACUAAAUUUUUGCAUAAGUGACAGUGUCGCACCGGGAGUGCGAUAUUUGUCUUGGUCUGAAUUGACCCUACCAAUUUGUUGUAGGUUAUGAGGAUGUACAAGAUAAAAUGAGAUGUUUAAAACUAAUUGUUAAUUUAUAUACUUGUUACAUUUAUAGGAAUAAAGUAGUAAUAAUGUGGUGCUUCCAUAGUGCCUUAUUGAUAUUAUAAAGUUUUAUAACGUUUUGUUUCUUAAUCAUAAAGGAACAAAACAUUGUAUGAUUUGUGUAACAAAUACUGUUAAAUGUCUUCCUUUGAGUUUUAAUUACUAAAUUAGUAUUAAUAAAUUACCUUCCUAGAUUAUGACGUUAUUGUGAUAUAUAAAGAAUUUAUUGUUAUAGUAAAAUAUUCUAAGAUGUAUUCAAAUUCAAUCUCUAUUUUUGUAUUUUUUAUCACAUU
This is a messenger RNA of Diatraea saccharalis (sugarcane borer), 1779 nucleotides long. Lineage: Eukaryota; Metazoa; Arthropoda; Insecta; Lepidoptera; Crambidae. The record is from the annotation of a GenBank genome assembly.